AUGGAAGGAGCUGGGAGUAGUGAAUAUAGAAAAGGAUUGUGGACUGUGGAGGAGGAUAGAAUCUUAAUGGAUUACGUAAAGGUGCAUGGCAAAGGGAAGUGGAAUCAUGUACCAAAAAUCACAGGCCUCAAGAGAUGUGGCAAAAGCUGCAGGUUAAGAUGGAUGAAUUAUCUAAGCCCUAGUGUUAAGCGCGGCGAUUUCUCAGAGGAAGAAGAUGACCUUAUCAUCCGCCUUCAUAAACUUCUUGGCAAUAGGUGGUCUCUGAUUGCUGGUCGGGUUCCGGGAAGGACAGAUAAUCAAGUGAAGAACCAUUGGAACACUCAUUUGAGCAAAAAACUUGGCGUUAAGAAGGAAAAAUGCAAAGUUAGUGCUUCUUCAUCCAAAUUUUCCAAAAAAUUCAGGGUGAAAUCCGAUACUAAAUUAAGUUCAAUCGAUGAACCAAUUCCUAGUUGCAAUGGUAAAGUUAAAGGCGGCUUGAAUGCGAUGGAAAGUGAUGCAGAGAAAACAAAAGAAAUCACUUGCAUGCAAGAGCCAAUAUUUGCAAGUGAUUACCAUGAGAAUUUUUGGCUUUCUAAUGAUGAUCCAUAUACUUGUAGUCCUAGUUUAAUGGAACUUUUAGAUGAGUCUUUCGAUUUUUUUGGCAUGGUUUGUAAAGCUGCUGGUUUUUCCUUUUUUAUCUCAACAACUCUUUUUUAA
Dovyalis caffra is the source of this 696-nucleotide messenger RNA. NCBI's taxonomy places the organism in Eukaryota, Viridiplantae, Streptophyta, Magnoliopsida, Malpighiales, Salicaceae. The record is from the annotation of a GenBank genome assembly.